This is a messenger RNA of Cylindrotheca closterium, 1755 nucleotides long. The record is from the annotation of a GenBank genome assembly. NCBI's taxonomy places the organism in Eukaryota, Bacillariophyta, Bacillariophyceae, Bacillariales, Bacillariaceae.
AUGGCACACGAAACCGAGAUCAUUGUUCCAGGGCCAUUUAUUUGCCUCCAGGGCUGCCCGGGCGAUGGAUUGUCAAACUCCAUCUCUGGAAGGCUACCGAAACUUCCGAGGGAUGAUUCUUCAUCAAUGACAGAUGCUCAACCAAUGGAGGGCGAAAGCGACUGUGGAAAUCAAGUAGUGCAGUUAGAAGCUGCGAUUCAUCCUAUCCUGGGAAAGCUCACACGACCAUCAGAUAUGAAUGGCAGCUUGACUCCGACAUGUCUUAUUCCGAACUGGAAUGCCCAUACAUCAUCCACAAAUGCAAUUUCAGCAAAUGAGUCUUCAAGCAUCGUGACAGAUGAUCGACAGGAAUCCUUCAUACCAGCGGUGUACACUAGGAAUCACAAGAGAUCAAUUAAGGAUUGGGUGCGUAAAUGUAGAGAAAAAGAAAAGGAGCAAAGAAGAGAAUGGAGGGAUUCUGUGCUGCAAAUCGAAGGAAGGCAUGGAGUAAAUCAUUGUAUGAUGGAUCGUUUCGAAGAAGAUGAAAUGUGGUGGCAAAAUGAUGGGCGAUUGUCGAUCUUCCGUGAUGUGCCUAAAAUGGCUGAUAACGGUGAAUUGAGUCUGGAUGCUGUCGGAACUCUCAGCCCUGGAGCAACCGUUGUGGCAACAGACAUCAUCUUUCUUGAUUCAAUUUCGUUCAGGCCUCUAGUGGUUCCUCCAACUGCACUCAAUGGCGACAACAAUGUUUAUCCAAAGCCGAAGAGAGGCUAUAUUCAGAUUGUUGAAAUUGAGCAUGGAGGGCGAAGCUGCUUUACAACUCUCAGCUUGGAUGGGUACUGGGUGCUUGCACCUGGUUUACCGGGCGUUUAUGUUGAUCCUCAUACUUGGUAUUGGCGAGUUCUAUGUCCUGCAGGAGCAUUUCUUCGCGAGGGCUUGGAACUCAACACACGCCACAUCGAAACUAUUCCUUAUGGAUCAUUAGUUCGAGUUUCUCGCAGAACUGUCAACAGCCAAGGCCUGAUGCGGCUUCGGAUUAAUGCCAAGAUUGAAGACCGAAAGAAAACUAAACAGAUUUCGAUAGACGGAUGGUGCUCUGAGUACUUAAAUCCUCAGUCGGGCCAAAGGGGCGUCGUACUUGCUCCGGUCCCUUUUCCUGUCCCUGCUCUCUACCGAGUCAAACUGCAAAUCGGGGCUGUCAUACGCACUUCCAUAGAAUUAUCCAGUCCACAAAUUGGAGUUGCGCCUAUCAAUGCAGUUUUGUCGAUUUGCGGACGGGCUUUCUCCGAGCAUCCAGUCGACCGCUGUAUAGAGCGCUUGCAACUUGCAGGUAAUGGUGGUUGGAUUAGCGUUAGAUUAAACAGACCGCCACCAAAUGAUGAUUUGGUUGUCGAACUGAUCCGUGUCGACGGAAACUAUGAUCCUGAUAACCCCGGACUCUACCACCUGGAUGCCCAGAGAGUGCUCCGUGAAUGUCAACAACACGAGAAAGAUGGAGCUGGAACCAGGGAUUUUGAGGAUUUGUCUUCAAUUGAAUCGGCAGAAUCGGACAAUAGUCGCAAGAACAAGCUUGAUACGUCAAAGGAUAGUCCUAACAGGGGAACCUCAAGAAAAUGCUUGAUUUGUUUGACUGAACACAGAAAUGCUACAAUUGUGCAUGGCGAAACAGGACAUGUAGCUUGCUGUUUGGUUUGUGCUAGGAUUUUAAAGGCUCGUGGAGAUAAGUGUCCUGUCUGCCGCUUGAGCAUCGAUCUAGUAAUUCAGCAUUUUUGGGCAUAA